AAUUAUUUGAAACUCUAGAUAAACCUCUGAAUGUGGCAUCACUGCGAACACACAACGGGGAAAAUGAAUGGAGUUACACACACUGAGGCAGCCCGGACACGAACAUUGCUGGCGGUGCAUAUUGUACAACGUGUACGGAUAGGGCUUUCCUGUCACCAACACUGUGGAAAGCGGAUGCAGCCGAAUGGCCGAACGAGCGAACCCGAAGUCGGAAACGCCCUCCCCUCCGACUGCGCAUGACGUUUUCUAAAUAUACGAAUUGAAACGAAAUAAUUUAUCAGUCGUUUUAGAGCUUUGAUCGUAGACGGACUGUAUUCAUAACCGUUGCUUCGUAGAUUUUUUUUGGGUGAAUAAGGAGAAAAAUUACUAUAAUUACCAUUGUGUAUACACACAUAUAGCGCACACACCGCGGUUUGUUCGGGGGAGAGAAACGCACAGCAAAGUGAGAAUUCGACGUACGUACGGUCCGUAGAAAGGCGCAAGGCGAGAAAGCGAGUGGCACUAGAGCGAUCUGUAAGAAAUUUAUUAUGAAGAGCACGACCAGUGAACGAAUUUCGGCGAAUUAGUUUCGAGACAGGCUGGAAGAGAGAGUAUUUUCGGGAAGAAAAGUUAAUCGCGAACGCAUCUUCCACCCCGAGCCAGAUAGAGUGCGUGUCUUUCGGGGCGAGAUACUGGGGGAUGUUGCACUGUUGGAAGCUUCUGACCCAGGAAGUGUUGGGCUCGAGAUACGACGAACAAGCUUUCAGUGGAUUGUUGGGUGGUGUUAUAAAGUUUGUGCGAUAUUGCUGCAGUAUCGAUGUGUGAUGUGACUGUAGCUAGUAGAAGCGACGAUCGUAGCGAAGAAAAAUUCACAAAGUUGACCGUGUAGAGUGCAAUAAGCAGUGGAGAACGAGACACAUAUAGAAGAAAUCUCAUUACGCGGGCUGCGACGCGGCAGCACUUUCAUGCAGAACAGUACGCGCCGCGGUACACACACUGGUGUAGCACCAAGGCACCACAGACAUAGCGCGACGACGGCAGAUGUACGACGAACAACGUCGCGGUCGUCUUCUUGUUGGUCGUCGUCGUCGUGGUCCCCGUCAUCGUCGUCAGAUCAGCGGCAGCAGAAAAACAACAUCGUCGACAACAUCACCGUCGACGUCGUCGUCGUCGUCAGCGGUAGGAGCAGCACUACUAGAAGCGGCCCCAGCACCAGCUUCAGCAAAAGCAUGAAAAGAGCUCUGAAAAAACGCCAACGGCCACAGCAUCGAGCAGCGAGCGAAGAAAAUAUUUUGAAAAGUGAUUUAUUUUCGUUCAUAUUUUUUUCUGGCAACCGAAAAAAGAGCAUGAAGAAAAUGUAAGAAGAGCACAAAAUGCGAAUACGUUUGUAUAUCUAUAAAUGAAAAAUCAAAGUUAAUAAAAAGAAAGCGAAAAAAGUAAGAAAAAGAUUUUUUCUUCAAAGUGAUCUAAUGAUUUCAUGAAUGAAAACAACAGGCACACGCGAAGAAGGAAAAGUCGUCAUACGAAAAAAUAGAAGUUUUCUGCACGAUCAGUGAAUACAAUUCGAAAGAGUGCGGGAUUCGGAGCAAAUGCAAAAGAAAAAAAAAGUUCAACAAUAAUAAUACACAGAAAUAGAGAAGCGAGUUGAAAGCAAGUAAAAAAAGUGAGCACAAGUGAUCAAAGUCAGAAAUCAGUUGCAAAAAUCAGUGAAAACAACAUACCAAGUCAGCUAGAAGCUAGAAAAUUGCAUCAGCUGAAGAAAAGUGCAUCCGAAGCGAAUCUGAAGUGCCAAGAGAAGCAGAGUUUUUAGUUCUGUUUUCUUGGAAGUGUGCAAAACCAGAGAGAUCUUCGGGCUGACCGGCAAAUCAUGAAUCUGGUGUUUUCGCGCAAAACUAGGAUUAACAUUGGAUCUACCGAGGCGAUAACAGCGGCGAAAUCGCAAAACAAGCACCGAUCAACGGCAUCAACAGCAAUAACAAGAGUUACUACACUGGUAGUGGCACUCCCAGAGAUUCCCGAGCAGCAGCAGCAGCGGCAUUGGAUUAUUAACGCACGAGCCUGGCAGCACCCGGUUUAAUUGCUUAUUGAUUAUAAGGCGAUUAAAACGAUGACGGAUCUUGGUGGACCACGGCUGAAAACAACCCAUCGAAGCCGCUAGUGUAACGAGCUACAUGGAUCGCAGAAAUGGCGGCGAUCCUUUGGCGCCUCCUCGGCCCCCUAAGUCCUUGCCUCGUGUUCAUCGUCCCCGGGCUCCCGAGCCGACCAUAAUGAGCGCUGCCAACAGUAUCACCAGCCACCAAUCGCCAGCGAUCAACAGCGCCAAUAACAACAACAACAAUACGACGAUCAGUACGAUCACGAAUCGAAGUCUCCAUAACGUACCGCAACUGUCACCAAAACCUAGGAAUCUAAGCUCUUCCAGUUCUCCUGCACGUAACCUUAGUAGCAAUAAUAAUAUUUCAUCAAUUCCACCGCCGUUGCCACCUCAAAUAGCGCCCCUGACGCCGCUUCACACCCGAAGCAGUAGCAACAGCAGCAGCCUCAGCAGUAGUAGUCAUCAUCAUCAUCCGCAACUCCACCAUCUUCCUACUAGUAAUAAUAACGUUAGUAAUAGUCUAGCUCAGCCAGCAAGUACCUUCUCGCGACGACGUCCACCGGCAGCUUUACCAACCAUCUCGAUACCGAGCAUUUUGAGCCCUAGCAUAGAGACGCCAGCGUCGAACACGACGACAACGUCUGCCUCAUCCCCGGUCACCCUGGCUGCGCCUAGACCUGAGAACGAAAGGCUUACUAACGAGUAUGUCGAUACGCCGUUUAGUAGACUGUCGCCUGCAGCGAACCGUCAGCGGGGGCAGCAUGCUUUUGGACCCGCGACGACCACCGGGUCGGCGACGAUCACGACCCCUCCGGUGGCGUCCGGCAUCGAUCCGCACCGUCAACUAUCAGUAUCGCAGCAAACCCAGAAUCGAUUACAUUCGCCUAGCACUAUCCAUAGUAGCAAUAGUACAACGGUGUCGACCCUCGGUAAGCCUAUCGGAUCCACGGCGACGACCACUACGCUGCACAGCAGCAAUAGGAACUUUAACAAUAACACAAUCAACACUAGGCCAAACCAAUUACCGCUGGGACACACGCAGUCGUCGGUGGCGGCGACGACCACAACCACGACGGGAACGACCGGUAUACCCUUGUCGGGAGCUCCAACGAUACAGUCAGCAGCGACAUUGCCAAUCACCAAACAACCAGUAUCAAACAACUUUAGCAAAGACUCACCGGCAGCCGGUCUGCACGAGCUUGACAUCGAUCUGCACCCGUCGAAUGGUGAUCUACUUAAUUCCAUCACCUGCCCUCAGUGUAAAAAGUGCCGGUGCGAAGAGUGCCAGCGACCCCGACAACUACCCUCCCGGUGGCUUUGUGACAAAACCUGUCUCUGCAGUGCGGAGACCAUCAUCGACUACGCUUCCUGUCUAUGCUGCGUCAAGGCGCUGUUCUACCACUGUUCGAAGGACCACGAGCUGGAACGAGAAAGCGACACCGUAUCCUGUGCGGACGACCCGUGCUCUUGUGUUCCCCAUAAGCGAACGACCCGUUGGGGCUGCCUGGCGGCCCUGUCGCUUGCACUACCCUGCCUAUUGUGCUACUGGCCGAUGCGGGGUGGUGUUGCCGUCUGUGCGAAAUUGUACGCUAAACAUUCCCGACACGGCUGCCGUUGUCAGUCACAGAACGGUGGCAGUCUCGCCGACAGUAUCCUCACCGGCCUGGGCAGUGGCGGUCUCGGCGGAGGUGGCAACGGUGGCUCUCAGGGUGGCAACGGUGCCAGUCUGGAUCACGAUAGCAAUAUCAGCAGUAAAUUCUCCGACGUCAACAGUACCAGCCCGUUCGGCAAGGGACACCACCACAACCAUCAUCAUCAUCAUCAUAGUCACCACCACCAUCAUCAUAACUCGGGGGAUCUUACGCCCGAAAAGCGCCUGCUCGAUUCCAGUCCGGAGUACUGAUAUAUGCUGUAUCUGUAAGCGGGCAACGAAGGGGGCAGCAGCAGCUGAUGCCAUUUUCGAGAAACGAGGCCCGCUGGCAGAGAUCAUCAUCACGAUCGCAUCCGGCGUUCAACGGUAAACAAUAGUAGGUAGUAGUAAUAAUAAUAAACUCGGCGCGAGCGCGCAACAGACAAUGCACGCACCCGAGCGUACUCAACAGGGUGGCCACAAAAAAAUCGGAAUCUAAAUUCCCGCAUUUUUCUUUCGCAUUUAAUCUGAAUUUCGUAAAUUCCUACAGAGAUUCUGCUGUGACUCACGAAUAAGUCAGAAAGUCGGCCCAGGAACACCUUCAGAAAUUGAACAGAAGCUCUGAGCUCUAGAAUUUCUAUUGAAAUUCGUUGGAAAUGGCUCUAAUUCCGUUGUUUCACAAAUUCUGUUAAAAUCUACUGCAAACUCUUCUCUAAUGCCAUCUAAAAUGUAUUUGAAAAUUGCAAUUUAUAAAAUUCAUAACUUUAUUUCCCGACUUUUCCUCCCAGUUUUCCAAAUAUCCCGAGUAUGUGGCCACCCUGGUACUAUGUGGCUAUAUGUUGUAGGUAGAAGGGAAACAAAACGACAGAAAAAUGAAAACAAGCGAAGAGCAAAGUUCGAAGCAUAUAAUAGGAACGGGAGAAAUGUUUUUUAAUUAUAAUUUAACCAAAGACUGCAGACUAUUAUUGAGUUAUGUUUUUUGAUAUAAAUAAUGUUUUUCGUGUAAUGCAAGCAAAACGAACCGACGACGAGGAAGAUGCAAAUCUGUAAAUUAUCCACUAAUAUACGGGCUUAACUGGAAGGAUUGCUUCACGCGCAGAUCGAGGACGAAGCAGGACAAAAGUCGAAUUAUAAAGUCGAAUUAUAGAGUCAAAAUACUACCCACUACUGCUACUACUACUACUAUUACACACUACCUUCCUACUACUGCUAGGUUUCGUUACAGAAAAAAAUGAAUCAAUACAGCUACAGUUACUAAAGAAAUUCGAGGAGCAGGUAGAUCCAUUAGGACGCGGGAAAGAUAACUAAUUUAUUCUAACUGUAUACAGAUUUUUAAGGCAAACACGCAAUCUCUCAAUUUUCCAGAGAGGUUAAGAUUUUUUUAACUACUGAGAGUGGAGAAUGCGUUCGCGGCAAAAGGUUGGAAGUUAGACGGAGCGAACCGCGUUCUUCUUGUGUAUAGGGAAUUAGAUAGGACAUUUUCCAAAUGGCUAGGCGGCGUUGCGAAUUCAGGAAAGGGUGCACGCGAGUGUGUAUCAAGGCGUGAGAACGAGGAAUCUGGAACUGUUGUUUUCUAUUCGUAAAUGCGUAGUUUAUUUCCUACCUUUCGUUUUGUUUCAAGCAAACAAGUGUACGGAAUAUUGCAAGAGUACGACUGUUUCCGCGGUAUUUUAGAAAUAUCGCGGAAAAUGUGAAAAAUUUUGAAAAGUUCUGAUUGCGCGCAAGUCAGCGGCCGGCUAGACACGAGAGGUUAGGCACCAGCUACAGGAGAACAAUGUAAGAACGAGGACUCUCGAAGCAAACGGGAUGGAACAGAGUUGAACAAAAUCAUGUAAAUAGUUAUACAUAUUUAUCCAAAAAAACCAAGCGACUAAUUUAAUGUAGGGCGCCCGUGUGGCAAACAAAGAAACUAUUUUCUUAAAAAACUGUGUACGAUUCUAGGAUGCUGUAUAUAAACCGAUAGGAAGCGGUUCGCAAAGAAACUGAAUAAAGGGAAAACAGAUGAUAAGCAUAUUUAUAUUUAAAUACACGCGAAAGAACCACUGAAAAAAAAUGUAAUAUAUUUUGGGAAUGUUCUAGUUUUGUGUCUGAGGCAGAGAGAAAGAGAGUGUGUGAGUGUGUCUACGAGCGAUUGUUCCACGUGACCGUGAGUGCUUGGAAGAGCGACAAAGAGUGUGCAUGCGGUAUGUUAUUCUUCUGUGUAAAUAUUUACCACACAGGAAAAAAGGAAAGAAAGCAACAAAUCAGCAUUAUCCGGUAUGAGCCAAUUGUAUUUCAAGCGAAAACAAAAUCCGCUGCGAAGCGACUACGAAACGUGGAAAACAAACAUGCGAUCAGUCAGUCAGUCCGCUCAGUGAGUGUUCCGAAAAAUCGUGCCCGAUAGGUUCAAAACAAAGGGGUUCAGUGUGUUGUUUAGCGGCAGCUUCGGCAUCGGAAACGCGCGAUCGCGUCCACGUGGUGAUGGCGGCAAAAAGACGCUAAUCACGCGUGUGAAUCGACUGUGGAAUGACAAGUAUGCAAAAAUUAUCACGCUCCCAAUCACUGGCUGCCAGAGCCAGAAGCAAACAAACAAACAAAAAAAAAACACGAACUCAAGGUUCAACGGGUGUGAAUGUACUUUUCGCGAUCAGCUCAAUGCCUCGUCGUCAGUAAAUACCAAAGUCUCCGGCCCUGCUGCUGGCUACUGGUCAACGCUGCGGGAAAAAAUCGGUUCAUUGUUAUUUAAAUUGAUAAAAGCGUUGAUUAAAGUGAUGCAUUCACCACGUUUCCGUAAAUGUUUUUUUUCUUGCUGAGCUGAUGUGAAUGUGUGCGUGAAAGUGCUUUUGCCAGGGCCGGGGGGCUCUCCAAUGGAAGGCAGCGCUGUUUUUUGUUGGGAGAUAUUUUUUCCGGCGUCGUCGGCGAUCGAUCGUGGAGGGGCUUGACCGCGCGCCUCAACUGACUUAACAGAUUGUAGGAACACUUUGGAAUCCGCUUUACGACGUGUGUAUUGAAGGAGAACGAUUCCACCAGUGCGCCCGCCGCCGGCCGUCCCGUAGAGAGACGUGAAAUAUUUAAACGUCGGUGAUAACCUAUAUGGUUGCAAGCAAACAUAAAUAACAGAUAAUAUUUCAGUCAGUGGCGCUGUGAGUGCACGAACGGAAACCACGAGUGAGAAAGGAACACUGCUUGACUUUACAGUUGAUGCGAGCAUUGAGCCAUAUUUAUGGAGCAAAUUAUCAUUUCGACGAAUUUGCUUGAAUGGAUAUAAAUUUUAACUUGUUUUCGACAGCACAAGACAUGGAUUUUGGCUCCGCAGAGUUAUAUACUCAAUUGAGCCUUGAACAGACAAAAUAUAAUACACUUUUGUCAAUGAAAUGUACUGUGUUUUGCCAUGAAGUUGAUAAAAAGGAUUACGCUAUAGUUUUUAAGCAAAUUUUGUGUCGCUCCCCUUGAUCUGUCAAAAUAAAACGCCAACAGCGAUGCGAUGUUUUUCGCAUGCGCUUAUGCUGCAGUAUGAUGUUUUCCAAGUGUACAUUGGCCGGACUCUACAGUGCAGUAGCAGUUAUUGAAUUUCAUUCAAUAAGUGAAAUGAAAGUAUCGAACGUCUUGUACAGGUUAAGGGGAGCGACACUAAAUAAACCAAAAUAAAAAAAAUGUUUUAAGACAUCGCUUUAAAAGCCCCAAAAUGAUUCACUCAUUCAUGAUAGAUGCAAUCCAUUCAAUCAGAUCGACUAAAGUCCAUAUAAAUUCGCCACAUACGUCAACGCUCUGACGAUAGCAAGGUGCUCCCGUAAAUUCACCUUCCCGACAAUGAUCUUGCUCUCUCGCUCUCGACAACUCUUCCUGGAAAUUGAAAAUAAUCGAUUUUCAUUUUUCUCCAGUUCGUUCUCCGGCCCGUUUCCUGAUAAAUAUAUGGGUUGUUAAGCGAAACGAAUCAAUAAAGGUCUCUGUGCAGCAGAGCACGGCAUAAGGAGUCCAAAAUCAGAACCAUCUGUUUUACGGACGACACGGAGAUCUCAACUCUCGAGGAACGAACCAAACAAAAAAGAAGAAUGCACGCUAUCUUUUUUUUCUUUUCAGCAGAACUCCUUUUCUAUACGGUCCUUAUUCAGCCAUACGGUUCCCCGGACAAACGUCGAUUUUUUGAAAGGGAAAUUAUGUUUUAUGUUCUCGUUUUUUCUGGAAUCUGAGAUAAAAUAUUUUCGAGGGUCGUCCGAACCGCGGACGACCGUCGUUCAUCGUCGUCGUCACCAAAGACCGGUGAUCCCGACCUGAAAUGGAACCCGAACCUCAUCCGUUUCGUCGUCUCCGUUCGUGCUAUGGCGUAAUCCAUGCUUUUAUCGUUCGUUUCGUUGAGGUUAGGUACCGAACCCGAAGAAUCAAUACGUGCCCUGCAUGCAGCAUGAUCGUGUGUUUUUUUAUGAAUUUCCUGUCUAAUUUAUCAAGCCAUGAAAGUCGUCGUCUCCACUCACUCUCUCAUUCUCUCUGUCCCGUGCUGUCGCCUUCUGUCUCCCCGCUUUUGAAGGGUCCAGCCGGACGGAGCGCUCGUUCGUGUGACGCAGCGACGGCGAGGAAUGUGAGCAAAACGAACGCAGAGUGUAGGAAAUCUCAACUCAAGUAGAACAUUUAUCUUUGGAGAUUUCCUCUUUCGAAACUGGGCCCCGGACGGGCAGAAAAUCCAGCAGAAGCACUGACUGCGCGCGCCGUGUGUUGCCUUUUGAAAACAGGAAACGACUGCCAUUUUCAUUCAUUAAAUUUUCGAAUGCGCGCUGUGUGUCUGACGAAAUGACGGGAGAGAUGGUCGCCACGUACGGGCCGCACGGAGUCGCAACAGCGAUCUCGCUGGCGGUGCCGAAUCGGUCCAGGUAGAAGCAACGACCGAUCGGCUUCUGGGCCGUUUUCUGCAGAUUUUUUUCAAUGAUCUGGCAUUUAAUAUGGUUGACAUUUCAUUUCAAAUCAAAUGGUUAUUUUCUUUCAGUGUAGCCCGACUUUCAAUGUUCUUUUAGUGCCUUUUUAUUGACAAUGGGUUCCUAAAGUUUAAACUAGAUUUUUUAGAGUAAACAACAAAACAAAAGUCCUAGAGUACACGUUUACUCAUUAUUUUAUGUUAUUAUUGGUUCUUGUUGAACAUUUUAUUCAAAUUCCUAAUCUAGUGUCCCGCUCCUAGUUUGAAACUCAUAUUUUGAGUGAUUUUUUACCGUGUAUGUGAUAUUGACCAAUCCAAAUUCCUGUGUGGUAGUGGUUUGUGUUCAGAUUUCCCGUGUUAAUCUAUCUGUAAGAACUUUGUAAACAUCUUUUGUUCUCACGUAUAUGGAUAGGCUUGCAGUAGGUUUCGUGAGACUUUUUUAGAACAACUCAAUAGGGACAUUUUUGAAUUCCCACUUUGAAAUUUGUCGAAUUUCAUCACGUCAUGGUUGACCUUAUAAGUCAAACUAGAACUUUUUUUCGUUUUACUGAUUACAUAUAACGUUAUUAUUCCACAUUUACAUCCCUAAAUGUAUGUGUUGUUUUAAUCAAAAUAUCUGAUUUGAUCGUAAUAUUUAAUUAAAACGAGAUUUUGCCUCCAAUUAUAUAAAUGCACGUGUUUACAAUAGAUGCACGUGCUUACAACUUCUCGUGGAAUGACCUUCUCCGAAGAUGCGUUUUGUAAUCAGUAAUAUACGGAUCUUUCAUAUGGAAAGGGCAUCACCUCUCUUUCAAAUUCGAUUAUUUUGAAAAUGGGCGAAAACAGAGACUGAUCAAAAGAGUAAUCUUCGCCUACUUGAAGAGAUGAGCCAAUGAGCGCAAUCGAAAGGGCUUCUGAAAAAUCGAAAACACUAGCAAACAUUUUGCGUCGCAGCUUUUGUUAUUGUUGUUUUUUUUUUUGGGCAGAUCUUCUAUAGUCGAUCAAAUUAAGUAUUCUCUCACGAUAGUUUGCCAAAACACAUGACGCUCCACCGAUCGUAACCGCCAUUCACUUGUUGGCCCUUGUUUCUCUAUCGUUUCACGAGAUGAAGGGGCGACUAUCGCGUUCGGUUUCUUACAUCCACUUUCGAAUAGAAUGAGUGGGGAGUCAGUGUCAAGUAAUCUCUUUACUCGGAAUGAGUUACCAAAGACAAACAGACGUAACACUUGCGAAAUUUCCAUCGCCCACGCUUUUAACGAUCAUUUUAAAUUUUCAUAGUUGUGGCUUUCACAACCAGAGGCACGCGCAUCGUUUUUCUAUGCGUUUGACGUUUCACACUAGCGCCUUCUGUUGACGAUAUUGCACAACACAGUGAUUCGUGCAGCUUUUCCACCAGGUGAUGGUAGUGUGAACUGGGCGAUGGAUUUCCAUGAAAAUCGUUCAAGGUGUUACGUCUGUUUGUCUGUGGAGUUACCUUUUGUCAUGAUGGGUGUGAAAGAACCACAGUUUGGGAUUGUAUACGCACCUGAUCCAGGUUGCAUAUCAACACCGUGAACCCUCGUUAAUUUGAACGGCAUUUUAUGCAAAUAAAACGAGGUAAUUUUUUCGUUUUAAUUUCUAGUAACCCUAUGUGCAUCAGAAAACCGAACUUCUGGUAACCUUAUUUGCUGUUCUGUUUUGAUUAUGCGUUUCAGUUCACCCAGUUCCGUGAGAAAAGAGACGUUUCAACCAUUUAUUGAUUGACCGAUGUGUUGAUAAGCGUGUUUCUGGUUUAAAAGGGGAAGACAGUAUGAAUUUUUUUUGGGAGAAAGAUGAUGUUGGAUCCGUUUCACCCGCCAUUCCCUUUCAAACCGAAAACGUCAAACGAUCAUUUGCGCUUCCUCGAUCAUUUGCUUCGCGCAGCACGACAAGAAACACUCCCAAACCGUAUGCGCUAUCCUCUGCUCGGUGGGCUUGUGUGCGAGUGUUUUUAUUUCUCGUCUUUUAUAAAUAACAUUCAUUCAUAAAACUUAUAUUUAAGUUGGGUGAAAAUAAAGCGGAUGUUGUAAUUUUUCGCGCUAAAUUUAAAACGAAGAAAACACGCUUCUCAACUGCGCCGCGAUACUGCCACUAAUGGUCGAGAGUUUUCAUCGUGGGUGACGCCAUGGAAAGCGAUCCGCGUUCAGGUCGAAGCUGCUGCCACAUUUAACCCAAUCUGUUGCAAAUCAACCAAGCGUUCCUACAGGAAAAAAAAACUGAAAAUUGGUAAAUUCUAACAAACGUACCUAAUCGAUUGAUAAUUGGAACUAAUGUAAAAAAUAAAAAUCCUUAAAGCGCAAUGGAUACACCAGAAUUUUUUAUGUAGCCAAAUGUUUUGAACGUUUCGACCGAAAAAAAAACUUAAUGCUUGUCGUAUUUUACAGUAUGCGAUGAUUGUACUGAACCGCAAAAAGGAAAACAAUUGAAUUGCCUUAAUGUAAACAAAAACCAAUACUUAUGACGUUUUGUAUGCUCGUCCAACGCAAACGAACACAUUUCACGCGAAUUUGUUUUGCAUUUCUUUCCUUUCGAAUUACGAUGAAUGGCUUUUUUUUUGUUGAGUAUGGAAUUUAAAGUUUUGCUUAAAUCGGAAACAAGAAGAUUGUAUUUUUUUUGUUAAUGAGCAGAAUAAACCGACUAAUAGGGAGAAGAAAUUAUGAAGGAACUAAGCCGUGAAAAAGGUGGUAAAAGUUGAAAAUGAUUUCGUGUAGGAUUUAAUUUCCAGUAUUAUCUAGUCGUGCAUUAUAAUGUAGCAGAAAUACAAAAAAAUAACCGAAAAAAAAAUAAAAACCACGCUAGCAGACCAGGAAGACAGAAACAUUAUUCAGUAGGCUGAUACACUAAAAACACGAAGCAGAAAAAAACUAAACCCGAAUCUGUACAUUGUUUAUGCGAUCCAGAAGUUUGAACGAUUUAAAAUCUCAACAUAUUUUUGGCAAAUAUUCAGAAUUUGUUGGUACCAUUGUUUUAUAAUCUAUUGACAUUUUUCGAGCGAAAUUGUUGAAAUUAAAUUUACAAAUUUUUAGAGAAAAAUUCUAAAUUUAAAACGUUAGAAAGCACUGCUAAAACAAGCUAUAUCUAGACAAUGAAAAAUGUCCAAAAUCUCGAUGUCAGACAACAAAAGAAAGCACAUAAUCUUAUCAGCAUUAGAAAGAAAAACUUUAAAAUUAUAAACUGAAGAUAAUUAAGCAGAAACAACACAUGCGCUAUAUGAUAUAAAAUAAAGUGGAAUCAUUACAUUGUCAACUGUACCUAAGCUGUUAUUUUUUUUUAAAUAAAUGGAUGAAAUUAAACAAACAAGAACGAUGUCAAAUAUAUUCUCAAUUUCCUAACAAGCCUUUAACAAUGUCUCUCAUUCAAAAAACCGGUAACUACUGCACAUACACAUACGCAUACACCGACGAUUGAACCAUUCGAUCUACGCAACACAAAAAUACUCUCAUACUCCUCCCAUUUAAGAAACACCGAUAAAAUUUCCUUUGAUUAUUUAACCUAUCGUCAAAAUACCCCAUCCAACCACAUUCUCAUACCCACUCACACAUGGUUAGCAUUAUAUAAAAAAAAAACACGCAUUCGUUGGUAUUUCCCUUGUUCUCAAAUAGAUAGCCGCAAACAUUGUCGACACUUACA
Messenger RNA from Aedes albopictus (Asian tiger mosquito), 12216 nucleotides. RefSeq names its product protein sprouty (gene sty). The record is from RefSeq and is a predicted model, not a curated record. NCBI's taxonomy places the organism in Eukaryota, Metazoa, Arthropoda, Insecta, Diptera, Culicidae. The transcript is spliced from 2 exons. Gene Ontology annotation, biological process: negative regulation of Ras protein signal transduction; negative regulation of fibroblast growth factor receptor signaling pathway; negative regulation of MAP kinase activity. Bases 2151 to 3977 code for a protein of 608 amino acids. Gene Ontology annotation, cellular component: cytosol; membrane.